Caenorhabditis bovis is the source of this 732-nucleotide messenger RNA. Lineage: Eukaryota; Metazoa; Nematoda; Chromadorea; Rhabditida; Rhabditidae. The record is from the annotation of a GenBank genome assembly.
AUGAUUCUUUAUAUUUCGUUGUUUUCUUGGUGUUUUGUCUUGACGGUUGCACAGUCCAGGUCCACUGGUCCAAGUGAUCGCAAUUGUACAUACCAUUAUCAAGUAGAGGGAAAGUAUGCUCCCAGUGCCAUCAACUGUGAAAAUGUGUACAGUGAUUCCGCGUGUACGAUGAUAUAUGGAAAAUCUGUGGCACUUGAUGAAUCUGCAGAACGGCCAUUAUUGUGUUUUAUGAAUAAUGGUGUUAGAAAUGAGGAGAUGAAACGAAUUGCAAUUCGUACAUGCCCUAAAACAUGCGGAUACUGUUGUCUCACGAAUCAGUAUAAUUGCAAAAAUGCUAAAAUUCCGCGUGUCAAAUGCGAAAGUGUAACUAUGAGACAAUGCCGCGAUCCUGCGUGGCGUACAAUUCUCACGGAAGAUUGCCCAAAUGUAUGCGGGUUCUGUGCAGAAGGUGGAUGCGAAGACAAAGCAGUUGAGUGCGAAAAUGAUAUGUCGAUUUGUGGGAGCAUCAAAAUGCAGGAUUUUGUACAGGAGUAUUGCCGCAGAACUUGCGGUUUAUGUCGGCCAAGUACUGGCCCAGGAUCUUCCAAUUACGGUUCGAGAGAUUUGUUGCCGAAUUGUGUUGAUUUGAGUACAAAUUGUGCAAGUUGGGAAGUCCAAGGUCUUUGUAAAAGCCCAUUUUACACGUACGACUAUAAAUUCCGGAAUUGUGCUGCCACUUGUGGUCUUUGUUGA